Messenger RNA from Ilex paraguariensis (yerba mate), 1202 nucleotides. Lineage: Eukaryota; Viridiplantae; Streptophyta; Magnoliopsida; Aquifoliales; Aquifoliaceae. The record is from the annotation of a GenBank genome assembly.
GUUGUUCAAAAAAAAAGUUUAAAUAAAAUUUUACAAUUGUUUUAUUUACAUUAAAUAUAUUAUUUAUUCGAAAAUAUUAUUUCUUUAUGUAUGUAUGUACGUCUCUCUCUCACUUCCUCCCUCCCUCUCUCUGGUGUCUAUGUUGCAGAGCCUGAACUCAUCUUUGCUUCGAUCUCUCUAAGCUGUCGAAAGAGAUAUAGUUUUGAGUGCCUUCUGUUCCUAUAAUCCUUUGUUUUCUUACGGCUGCAGCAGCAGGAAAUGAGCAAAAGAUAUGGAGUGUUUUAAUGUGCAGUCAGUACCAUGUUGCAGUGCUUAGAAGCGGUCAGGCAUUUUUGUGCUUCCCUGCCGCAGUGUUGUGAUCUAGAUCUCUAUAGACAAUUGAGGGACCUUGAAGAUCCUGAGGUUCUCGCAAGAGAGACAGUUUUUAGUGUCAGUGAAAUAGAAGCACUUUAUGAGUUAUUCAAGAAGAUUAGCAGUGCUGUGACAGAUGAUGGACUAAUCAACAAGGAAGAGUUUCAACUGGCAUUAUUCAAGACAAACAAGAAGGAGAGCUUAUUUGCCGAUCGGGUAUUUGACUUGUUUGACACCAAACACAAUGGAAUCCUUGGUUUUGAAGAGUUUGCUCGUGCACUCUCUGUCUUUCAUCCAAAUGCCCCUAUUGAUGCUAAGAUUGAGUUUUCUUUCCAACUAUACGAUCUCAAGCAACAAGGAUUCAUUGAGAGACAAGAGGUAAAGCAAAUGGUAGUGGCUACCCUUGCUGAAUCUGGUAUGAAUCUUUCAGAUGAUGUUAUCGAGAGUAUCAUUGACAAGACCUUUGAGGAGGCUGAUACGAAACACGAUGGAAAGAUUGAUAAGGAAGAAUGGACAACCCUUGUUUUGCGACAUCCAUCCCUUCUGAAGAAUAUGACUCUUCAAUACCUCAAGGACAUCACCACUACAUUCCCAAGCUUUGUAUUUCACUCGAGAGUGGAGGAUACCUGAUUCUGGAGCUGCGUUUCAUUGUUGUCCGUAAUGAUCCCAAUUAGCGCAAUGUUGCAUCACUCUGCUUGUUUUGUCGAAAAAUAGUGGUUUGUGUGUGUACAUUUUGAAACUUCCAUUUCCUCUUCACUGGAUGUUUUUCCUUAACAUUGUUUGGUAUUAUAUGUUUUAAUUGAACAAAAGGUAUUGUGUACUUGGGUUUGUCAAUCCAUUGAAAUGAUUCU